Messenger RNA from Pocillopora verrucosa, 2524 nucleotides. RefSeq names its product kelch-like protein 2. Gene Ontology annotation, molecular function: protein binding. Lineage: Eukaryota; Metazoa; Cnidaria; Anthozoa; Scleractinia; Pocilloporidae. The record is from RefSeq and is a predicted model, not a curated record.
AUGGAAGAUAUACAGCCUAUCUUAGCUGCUGAACAAGCGUCAUUCUGUAUGGAACUGAUGAAGCGGCUCAACAUUCAGCGAAAACAAGAUUGUUUGUGCGACAUUACUUUGGUGACGAACGACGACAGAGAGUUCAAAGCUCACAGAAAUGUUCUUUCCGCCGCAAGUCCGUUCUUUUGCAAGCUUCUUCAGAGCGACAUGAAAGAAAAUCGAGAAGGGAUUAUUCGGCUUGAGGAGAUUUCAGGAUCCGUUAUGGAAGAUGUUUUGGAAUUCAUCUACACUGGAACUGUGGAGGUGACUCAAGAGAAUGCCGAGGAACUGAUCGCCGCAGGAAAUUAUUUGAUCAUACCAAGCUUGAAAACAGCUUCAGGGCGUUUUUUAGAAGGAGAAAUGUCUGACAAAAAUUGUAUUUCAACGUUUUAUUUCGCCGAGAAAUACGAUUGUGACGAACUUAUCACCAACAGCAGACGUUUUAUUCAUAAAAACAUCGUUUCCGUGGCAAAACUGGAUGAAUUUUUGCACUUGGAAGCUGAAAAGAUCGCGAAGUGGAUUUCGUCCGACGAAAUUACAGUCAGUGAGGAAGCUGAUGUUUUUAAAAUCAUAUUAGACUGGGUAAACCACAGAAAGAGCGAGCGAAAAGCAGCAUUUGAAGAUUUGUUUCGUCACGUUCGACUAAGUUUUCUGUCGCGUGACUGUCUGGAGGAUGUCGUGACAAACGAACUGGUGCGUGAGAAUUUGGCUUGUGUGAAGCUGGUCUUGGAUGCAAUCGUACAGAUGGCUACCUUUGUUGAUGAAGACGAUUUUCUACAGUCACCAAGAGGAUGUCUUGAUACACGUGUCAUUGUUGCUCGUGGUGGCAAGCACACUUUUUGUUAUAUUCCUGAAGAAGACCUGUGGAAGCGCCUACCAGAUGGUCUGAAGGACAUUGACGCCAAUUUAACUCAGAUGAUAAAAUUUCGUGACCAGUUGUUUACAUUCACCAAUAAUCAAAAUUCAGAAAGAUAUGAUCCUGUUUUUAACGUUUGGUCUGAGCUGAACUUGAGCACUAAUUCUGCAAAGUUGGCCGUUCUUAAAGGAGAAAUUUAUGCUGUUGAAUUUGACACCAAAAACAGGACAACUGCCACGAAGAGGUACAAUGUAAAGCAGUAUGAAUGGGAGACACUUGACUCUUAUCAUAGAGAGUGUAGACAGGGUGCUUGUGUUAUUGCAGCUGGAAGCCAUUUGUAUGCAUUUGGUGGGAAGAAUUUACGCUUUAGCAAUAAUGGCACAGCUGAGAGAUUUGACACUGUGGAAAAUGAGUGGGAGAGAAUCGCAGAUAUGCUGGAAGAAAGAAGCGACGCUUUUGGUGUGGCCUCUCAAGAAAAAAUCUUCGUUGCUGGAGGAAAUGGCUUUAGAGGAAGAUUAGAAACUUGUGAGAUGUACAAUACGUUAACAAACGAAUGGCAACUUGUUGCAAACUUGAAUUUCCCACGCCGUUAUGGCAGUAUCGUUUGUCUGGACGGAAAGCUGUACGUACUGGGUGGAGAAAGUCAUUACAUCCGAAGUGUUGAAUGUUUUGACUCUGCAAACGACAAAUGGAUCCAGGAAACAACUAUUCCAGUGAAAAACAUCGACCCAGAAAAUAACGACACAUUCAGCGGCUGUGUUCUGAAGCUUUCUAAAGAAUUACUAGACAAACUUAUGAUUGUUGAGCAGUAGUCUCUCCGACUCUUAACAGAUUUAGAAUUAGUCAUGUUGUUCACAGCAGACAGCAGACACAGCCCUCCGUUUUAUAUUGCCUUAAUUUAGAAGCUCACUUAAGGAAAGGCUGGGUUUAAUCAAAGGUUCCCUCUCAUUAGUUACUGUUUGCUUUAAACCCAAUUCUUUAAACUCUCUCAUUAAAGAUAGCAUGCUUAGUCAUGUUUACAGCACAGGAAUUGUAAGUCGUUAAGCACUUUUCAUACUGAAUGCUUCCCAAGUCCAAACCAUAGCAUUGCUUGAGUGGACAUAGGAGUGUACCAGGAUCUGAGAGAGUAGAGUUAUACCAUUUCAUGAGUCAACUUUGAGCCCGAGUGAAGUUCGAGUCACAAUUUUUGUUUGAAACUGAAUACUGACUCGCCAGGUUUAAUGUAGUUUCUCUCCACCUCAUACAAUUGAAUUAUAAUUGUGGAGCCAUGCUUGGGAGGCAAUUGAGGAAGGUAUCAAGGGCUCAUGUGAUAAAGAUGUUUUUAUCCAAAAAGCCACCCCAGUCAGAAGUUUUAAGAAUGAACUUGGUGUGUUUCCCCUCCUCCCUCUGUAGCCUGGGCCAAUCUAUAUCCCGAGCAUUGCAUGGAUUUUUCAAGGGGGGUUCCCACUGUGACAAACAGAGGGUAUUCACCAGAUUGUCAAAGAAAAAGGUACCCCAGGACUCCCCUGGCUAUGCCUUUGCAAUUAGAAGAGGGGUCAUCAAAUUGGCUGUUUUAUGAAAAUGUUGGAUGGAAAACUAUAUUUUCCACCUCCUAAACACCACCUUUAGAAUUAUUAUGAAGUAAACUGAAGUUGAUUA